This is a messenger RNA of Gregarina niphandrodes, 489 nucleotides long. RefSeq lists its product as hypothetical. The transcript is spliced from 5 exons. Lineage: Eukaryota; Apicomplexa; Conoidasida; Eugregarinorida; Gregarinidae. The coding region runs from base 1 to 489 and encodes 162 amino acids. The record is from RefSeq and is a predicted model, not a curated record.
AUGAAUGACUUCGACAUCGCGAAUUUUGAAAAGUUAAACACGACAAGCAGCUACGAGGCUGAAGACAAAGUCAAGAACAGAUUGCACCAAGACCUAGUUUAUCGGGAGUAUCCGGUUACUAGCGAGAAUAAUCAAAUACACCACCUGGCGAGCGCUCGAGGACUUACCAAAUAUGAAUUCGGACCAAAAUCUUUGGACGAAUUAAGAAAUGAACAGAUGCGCCUACAAAAGUGGGGCUCAAAAUUUGCUGGAGCGAACCAAGUUUUGAAAAAUGAACUGGAAGCGCUCAAAGCUGAGUUGCAGCGAGCAUACGAGGUGGAUCCGUUGAGAAGUGGGCAACAUGUGACUAAGGAGGCUUACGAUCUAUUAUCGCAUCAGUACGAUGUAGUCAAGCAGGAGCUGACUAAACUUCAGACCGAGAAGGGACUUGCGUCGGACCAUCUCCACAGACUGAAAUUGGCGAAGACGCAAGCGAACGAGCAACGGUGA